AUGACUUUUAAUAAAAGUCUUAUUGUAAAAAAUACAAAAGGAAAAGGGAUAAAAUUAAUGUUAUUAUUAAGUAGGCUAAGCCAUGUGACAAAUAAUAAUUUGCAAACGUGUAGCAUAAAUAAAUCAAAAGGUUCAUUCAAUGAUGGAAAUUCUUCUAAAUCGGAUAAGAAAAAAUUAAAAUUCGACGAUGUGGAUGUUGCAUUUAAAGUCAAGACAACGUGGGAAUUGAUACGUGCCUAUGCCGUUUAUCAAAUGUUAAGCAUACCUCCAUUUGUCAAACACAACAUGGUUCUUAUGAAAUUUACAAAUAAAUUACUCGGUGAUAGAUUAUUUACAUAUUUGAUGAAAAUGACAUUUUACGGUCAUUUCGUUGCCGGAGAAGAUGAGAAAAGCAUGGCGCCGAUAUUGAAAAGAAUGCAUUCGUUCGGUGUUAAAUCAAUAUUGGAUUAUUCCGUUGAAGAAGAUAUAUCGCACGAAGCCGCGGAAAAUUUAGAAAAGAAAGCAUUUGAAAAUGCCAAAAGCGAUUUACCACAAUUCAAAGUCGACGAUCAUCAUUUGGACAGACGUGAAAAAGUCGUGUCCGCGAGAACAUUUUUUUACGAAAGCGAAGCCGCUUGCGAUAGAAACAUGGAAACGUUUCUUAAAUGCAUCGAAUGCGCAUCUAAAGCCACGUACAAUACCGGAAUGAUAGCCGUUAAAUUGACGGCACUUUGCAGGCCAAAACUCCUGUUGCAAAUAUCCGAAGUCAUAACGAAAUCGAGAAUGUACAUAAAGGAGUUAUCCACGCACGAAUUUCGUCCGAUAAUUCAACAGAAUUUAACGACGGAAAAAUUAAAAGAACAAAUGUCUUCGGCAUUUGAAAAAAAUUCCGGUGCCCAAAAAUUCGUGCAAUCCGUGACGUCGGAUGAAGAAGGAGUACUCAUACAUUUGUUUCCAUGGAGUGGAAUAUUAGAUGAAAAUUUUAAUUUCAACGAAACGUUUCAAGUUCCCGAUUUGAAAACUGGUGAAAUGGUACAAUUCACGACGCAAUUAACCGAAUGCGAAAUGAAUCAAUUUAGAAACAUGAUAGGUAGGCUGAAUAAGGUUAUAAGAGCAGCCGUGGAAUUAAACGUACCCGUUUUGGUGGAUGCGGAACAAACGUAUUUUCAACCCGCCAUUUCACGUUUAACCAUCGAACUCAUGAGAAAAUAUAAUAAAAAUAAAGGAAUAGUUUACAACACAUAUCAAAAUUAUUUAAUAUCCGCAUAUAACGAAGUUAUAAGCGAUUUGGAACAAGCCAGAAGACAAGAUUUCUUUUUCAGAUGUAAAUUAGUGAGAGGUGCUUACAUGGAACAGGAAAGAGAAAGAGCGAAAGAAAUGAAUUAUCCUGAUCCCAUACAACCGAGUUACCAAGCGACAUCCGAUAAUUAUCAUAAUAUAUUAAUUGAAUGUUUGAAAAGGAUAAAAGAUUUGAAAGACAAGGGUGUGAAAGAGAACAAAAUCGCAAUCAUGGUUGCGACACAUAACGAAGACACGGUUUCAUUGGCAAUUGAAAAAAUGGAAGAAAUCGGUAUAAAACCCGAUGAUGGUACCAUUUUAUUCGGACAGUUGUUCGGAAUGUGCGAUUUUAUUAGUUUCACUUUGGGUACCAGAGGUUACGGAAUAUAUAAAUACGUACCCUACGGCCCUGUCAUUGAUGUUUUACCCUAUUUAUCGAGGAGAGCCGUGGAAAAUAAAGGAAUAUUACAAAACGUUAGAAAAGAAAAACAAUUGAUAAGGAAAGCCAUUAUUAAAAGGUUAAAAAAUUUUGAUAUGAAUAGAAAUCCUAUCGGACCUAUAAAACCUCCCGCAUAA
Pediculus humanus corporis (human body louse) is the source of this 1833-nucleotide messenger RNA. Its product is annotated as proline oxidase, putative. NCBI's taxonomy places the organism in Eukaryota, Metazoa, Arthropoda, Insecta, Psocodea, Pediculidae. The record is from RefSeq and is a predicted model, not a curated record. Gene Ontology annotation, molecular function: proline dehydrogenase activity; FAD binding. The transcript has a single exon. The coding region runs from base 1 to 1833 and encodes 610 amino acids. Gene Ontology annotation, cellular component: mitochondrion.